GGAACAAUCCCGAUUCAACCGUCGCAACGGGAAAGACGUUGAGCUUCCCCCAGUUUGGGUUUCUUUUUCGUUUUCAGAAGCAGAAUGUUUGCCAGGCAAUUCGCAUUCAGGGCGCUCGGGCAACCAUGCCCCAAGUCUUCUAUACCACCGAUUUUCUACCCAUCUAGUCCGACAUGGAGAUAUUUCUCAUCGAGUGUUUCCCGAACGAAAGCGGCCCCCAAGGUGAAGCAACCGCAGAAGAAAAUACCAUAUCGUGAAACGAAACCUUCAUUACAGCCCAAAAGCUCUUCUCAACCGGAAGAAACUCUGAGAUUUGCCGGACGUCGCCCAAUGGGUUUCGCGAAGCUAGAACGAAAGGUCGCUAAAGAAGGCGACAUAAUGUUAUUCAAGGCGCCGUCGCAUCGCAGCUACGUCCUCGGGGCCUACGGAAUCGCCUUUUUCUGUUUCGCUUACUCGGUGUACAAUUCUAAUGCUGUUUUCCGAGAUCCAAUUGUGACGCUACCCAUGUGGCAGCAAGGCUUGGCUGGAGGUAUUUGUGUCGUGAUGAGUGUUAUGGGCACCGUCUUUCUGGUCAAGACCGGAAGGUUGAUCAAAAGCAUCAAGGCAGUCAACUCAAAUGGCCAGGCAUAUCUGCGCUUUACAGUGCGGCGCAUGAUCCCGUUCCUAAAGCCAAUGGAAUUUGACGCACUACCCCGUCAAAUUGCUUUCUCACGCCGUCUGGUUGUAUCGCCCGAUGCACACCGCGCAGACCGAGCACAAGAUCCGACAGGCUCGAAGAGUACUAGCUUCUUUAAGGAACCCACGAAGAAGUUGAGCAUGCUUGGGUAUAGGUUCUUCCGGUCUGUUCGACAAAUCUUCACACAGGAGGACUUUAUCCUCUUGGAAAUUGAGGGCCAAAAGGGCUCGUUUCGGAUGGACUCAGCUGGCUACGUCUCAGAAGACUUUUUGGUCGUCGGGAACCCUGUGUCGGUGAAACGCCCGAGUAACUAGGCCCUUUCCCUUUUUUAUGAUGAUCCUUUCGGGUCACCUGUAUAGCUAUUACUCGUUAUUUAAGCGCAAUUGGGGAUUAACAUUUAUUAUACCUUUAUUUUGUAUAUAUAAACUCUGAUUAUGACAUAAGGUACUCCAUGUUAUUAC
Aspergillus versicolor CBS 583.65 is the source of this 1137-nucleotide messenger RNA. RefSeq lists its product as uncharacterized. NCBI's taxonomy places the organism in Eukaryota, Fungi, Ascomycota, Eurotiomycetes, Eurotiales, Aspergillaceae. The record is from RefSeq and is a predicted model, not a curated record. The transcript has 2 exons. The coding region runs from base 85 to 990 and encodes 301 amino acids.